Messenger RNA from Prorocentrum cordatum, 447 nucleotides. The record is from the annotation of a GenBank genome assembly. Lineage: Eukaryota; Dinophyceae; Prorocentrales; Prorocentraceae.
AAGAUCGCGGCUCUCCACAAGGAGCUGUGCUCGGAUCCUGCUCGCAAGGACUACGCGGCCUGCGCUGGGCUGGUCCCGAUGUCCGUGGAGGAAGAGGCCGCCGCUCUCCACAAGGAGCUGUGCUCGGAUCCGGCUCGCAAGGAGUAUACAGCUUGCUUGGGACUGGUUCCCAUGAGCCUGCAGGAGGAGAUCCAGGCCUCUCUCGAGGAGUUGUGCGCUGACCCGCGGCGCCGGGACUACGCGCAGUGCGCGGGGUUGGUUCCCAUGAGCCUGCAGGAGGAGAUCCAAGCCUCUCUCCAGGAGAUGUGCGCUGACCCGCGGCGCCAGGACUACGCGCAGUGCGCGGGGUUGGUUCCCAUGAGCCUGCAGGAGGAGAUCCAGGCCUCCCUCAAGGAGAUGUGCGCUGACCCGUGGCGCCGGGACUACGCGCAGUGCACGGGAGUUUAG